Molecule: messenger RNA, 2182 nt
Organism: Poecilia latipinna (sailfin molly)
Lineage: Eukaryota; Metazoa; Chordata; Actinopteri; Cyprinodontiformes; Poeciliidae
Gene: adam28
Product: ADAM metallopeptidase domain 28
Exons: 10
Coding region: 555-1520 (321 amino acids)
Biological process (GO): proteolysis
Cellular component (GO): plasma membrane
Molecular function (GO): metalloendopeptidase activity
Source: RefSeq, a predicted model, not a curated record
UCAGUGGGUGAGGGUCCAACCCAGAAAGAAGGAAGAAGCGUCUAACUGCAGCAAACUGAGCCCACUCCAAGUAUCUGCUACAUACAUCACCAAUGUACUGAUGACAUUGAGAAAAAUAAUGUGUGGAAAUGACCAUAUUAAGUAACACGGCUGAGUCACAGUCACAACAUAAAGCGAGUCAGACUUUUUAUGACCUCAAUAGAAACAAAAAAUAGGAAGAAACUAAGAAAAGAAAAAAAAGUGAUUGAUGAUUAAUGUCAGUAAAUCAUACCGACUAAAAUCCAAAGAGCUGUGGUGUGAAAGCAGCUGACUGGAAGUUUGAAAGCGCCCGCAACGCUCGAGCCGUUUCCUUCCUGAAUCCUUGCCCGGAGUGAGGGGCGUGUUCAGGCCUGUCACUUGGGGGUGUGGGGGGGGUGUUCUUGUCAGUAAGGAGUCUGUGACAGGUCCGGGAGGCAGGCGAAGGCGUGGCCUUGUCAGGAGAAGCAGCGCAACAUGCAGGUAGACCACAUAAAGCCUGAUCAGAGCAAAGAUCAGCAACAGUUUGGACUGCAACAAUGACACGGACUCUCCUGUUGCUGGUCGUCUUCCUGAACGCCUCGCUCAGGUCCUCGGAAAGCCACAAUCCAACCUUUGAAGUGGGGACAGACUAUGAGGUGGUUCGACCUGUCAGACUUCAUGCAGUCAGGAAAAGAAGCACAGAGUACGUCAGACCAGAGACGAUUAAAUAUGCAAUGACUGUUGGAGGAAGAGACAUUCAUUUACAACUUGAGAAAAAUAAUGAGUUACUAACCCGAGACUACUCAGAAACCUACUACCAAGAAGAUGGAACUCGGGUCACCACGAGACCACAUGAUGUCGAUCACUGUUACUACCAUGGAAAGAUUGUGAAUGACAGCGAGUCAUCUGCUAGCAUCAGUACAUGUGAGGGACUCAGGGGUUACUUCAGGACGUCUGAACAGCGGUACCUGAUUGAGCCUCUAUCUGGUGGCGACGAGGGUGAGCACGCUGUGACGACCGUAAACGACAGGAACUUGUCACCUGCAGUGUGUGGUGUUACAAACACUUCCUGGGAGGACGACAUGGAACCUCCAACAAGCCGGAGCCGCUCCAGAUCUGGGGGUCUUCCUGUUCUACUGCAGCAGAAAUACAUCGAACUCGUUCUUGUAGCUGAUAAUCGAGCGUAUGCAAAGAUGAACAAAGAUCAGACCAAGCUGAGACAGAGGAUAUUUGAAAUCGUCAACUUUGUCAACAUGGCAUACAAACCCCUGAAGACGUUUAUUGGUCUGGUGGGUCUGGAGGUCUGGUCUAAUACCGACCUGAUCUCUGUGACCAACCCCGCUAACGCCAACCUGGAGGCUUUCAAGAACUGGAGAAACUCCGAGCUGGCGAAACGGAUAAAACACGACAACGCACACCUCAUCAGCGGGAUCGACUUUGAAGGAGCCACUGUGGGUCUGGCUUACAUCGGGACUCUGUGCACUGACCACUCGGUCGGGGUCGUACAGGUGAGCUGGAGCUAACUGCUCCUGGAACGGUUUAAGGGACACAACUCCAGGUCUGCCCUACGGAUCAUUUGGAUCCAAAUUGUUUCCAGAUUAUUGAGACUGUGCUGCUGUGACGGUUGGAAAAGAAUGGAAUAUCAUGACUGGAAAAAUGUGGUAUUUUGAUAUAAAAAUGCUUGCCAACCCAGUAAUAUGAAUUCUCAAAUACUUCACUUCAGUCCUGACUAGAUAAUUUAAUUGAUGAUUUGAUUUGAAACCAAACUGCAGUAGUUUGGUUAAUAUUUCAGCAAAAUCUUCACAUGCGGAUACAAGAACCUAACUUGUCACAGAUGUUUCCUGGGGCUUGCUUUUUUUUUCCUAACAUUAGUGACUGAAAAUUUCAACAUGACCACCAGGAUUGUCAUGGGAAAAAAAAAAUCUCUAAAAUUGCCAAUUAGAUGUGUUUAGAGUCAAAACACAGCCUACUUGUUUUGUACCUUAGCAAAUGUAUAUUUUCUUGAUCUUGUGUUUCCUUUUUCUUGGGGCCAUUUUUUCCAAAAUGGCCGCCACAGAUUUGAUGGAGAACAAAUGUUUGCAUUAAAUCUGCAGUAGUUAUUGCCAGAUUGUCAGAAAUUUAGGUUCUCUAACCACUAAUUUGCUAAAAAAAAUAUAUUUAUUAUGUUAAUACUAUACUGCUACUC